Molecule: messenger RNA, 3695 nt
Organism: Beta vulgaris subsp. vulgaris (sugar beet)
Lineage: Eukaryota; Viridiplantae; Streptophyta; Magnoliopsida; Caryophyllales; Amaranthaceae
Product: vacuolar sorting protein 18
Exons: 24
Coding region: 380-3364 (994 amino acids)
Biological process (GO): vacuole organization; vesicle-mediated transport; intracellular protein transport
Cellular component (GO): endosome; HOPS complex
Molecular function (GO): protein-macromolecule adaptor activity
Source: RefSeq, a predicted model, not a curated record
GUUGAGAGAGAGAAAAUGAUAUUGAAACGAACGCUGAAACUCAAUGAAAGGAAGAGAGACUGAGGAAGAGAGAAACUGAAAAAGAAACCCUAAACUCGCGGCGGAGGAACAACGGCGGUCGACCGCGAUUUCGCAUUCGCCGGAGUAACGACGACGAGCGGUGAGGAUUGAGGAAGAGGAACGAAGUCAGUCAAGUCACGAACUUCGAACAAGGAGUCACGAGCAGUGAGGAAGAGCCGAAGAGGAACGAAGCCACGAAGCGACGCCGCCACCACCACCGCCCACGUCCUUCGCCGUCGCCGACCUCUCGAGACGCCCAGCACAGCAGCACUCACUGAUUGUGUGAGUCCAAUGUUCAGGUUUGAAUUGGGAUAUUAAGAUGGAUUUAGGCAGCAAGGUUUUCACGGUAGAUCUUCUCGAACAACAUGCUGCCAAGGGACAUGGAGUUGUCACAUGUAUGGCUGCUGGUAAUGAUGUCACCAUGUGGGGAACCAGUAAAGGGUGGAUCAUCAGGCAUGAUUUUGGACUCGGUGACUCUUAUGGAAUUGAUCUCUCUGGUGGUCGAACUGGUGAUCAGUCUAUCCACAGAGUUUUUGUGGACCCUGGUGGUAGCCACUGUAUUGCAACAAUUGUGGGUGAUGGAGGUGCUGAUACAUUCUACAUACAUGCAAAAUGGAGCAAACCGCGUGUUUUGAGUAAAUUGAAAGGCCUUGUUGUCAAUGCUGUUGCUUGGAAUAGACAGCAUAUUGCAGAAGCAUCCACAAAGGAAAUCAUUAUUGGUACUGAUAAUGGUCAACUUCAUGAGAUGGCUGUGGAUGAGAAGGAUAAAAGAGAGAAAUACAUAAAGCUCCUUUAUGAACUUACGGAGCUUCCAGAAGCUUUUAUGGGUUUACAGAUGGAAAUAGCUAGCAUUAGCACUGGGAUUAGAUAUUAUGUGAUGGCAGUAACUCCAAGGCGGCUUUACUCUUUUACAGGGAUUGGGUCACUGGAGAGCGUCUUCUUGAGUUACCAAGACCGAGCUGUGCGUUUUAUGGAGCUUCCUGGUGAAAAUCUCAAUAGUGAACUGCAUUUUUUUAUAAAGCAGAAAAGAGCAGUGCAUUUUGCUUGGCUCUCUGGAGCAGGAAUCUACCAUGGUAACCUGAACUUUGGAGCAAGCCAUAGUUCACAGGAUGGCGAUGAAAAUUUUGUGGAGAACAAGGCACUACUGGAUUAUUCUAAGUUGUUUGAUGGUGUCGAAGCAAUUAAACCUAGUUCUCUGGCGAUAUCAGAAUUUCAUUUUCUGCUUUUAGUUGGUAAUAAAGUUAAGGUUGUGAACCGAAUCAGUGAACAGAUCAUAGAGGAGCUCCACUUUGAUGUGACAUCAGAGUCAUCAUCAAAGGGUAUUCUAGGUCUUUGUAGUGAUGCUUCUGCUGGUCUGUUUUAUGCAUAUGACCAGAACUCUAUCUUUCAGGUUUCUGUAAUUGAUGAAGGCCGAGAUAUGUGGAAAGUUUACCUGGACAUGAAAGAGUAUGCUGCAGCUUUGGCAAAUUGUCGCGAUGCUUUGCAGAGAGAUCAAGUGUAUCUAGCACAGGCUGAAGUUGCAUUCACUACAAAGGACUUCCUCAGAGCUGCAUCUUUUUUUGCAAAGGUCAACUAUGUCCUCUCGUUUGAAGAAAUUACUUUGAAGUUUAUUAGUGCAAAUAAACAGGAUGCUUUGAGGACCUUUCUAUUGUGGAAACUCGACAGUCUUUCAAAAGAUGAUAAAUGCCAAAUAACAAUGAUUUCCACGUGGACAACUGAAUUAUACUUGGAUAAGAUCAACCGGCUACUAUUGGAAGAUGAUACUUCAGGUGAUCAUAAUUCUGAAUAUCGAUCACUUAUCAAAGAGUUCCGUGCUUUUCUAAGUGAUUCUAAAGAUGUGUUGGAUGAAGCAACAACAUUGAAGCUAUUGGAAAGCUAUGGUAGGGUUGAUGAAUUGGUGUUCUUUGCAAGCUUGAAGGGGCAGUUUGAAAUUGUAAUUCACCAUUAUAUUCAGCAAGGAGAAGCGAAGAAAGCCUUGGAAGUGCUUGAAAAGCCUGGUGUUUCAACACUUCUCCAGGCUUUGUCUGGUAUAAUGCAGUACAAAUUUGCUCCUGAUCUCAUCAUGCUUGAUGCUUAUGAAACUGUUGAAUCAUGGAUGAUAAGGAAGGAUCUUAAUCCAAGGAAGUUGAUUCCUGCAAUGAUGCGCUAUUCAAGUGAACCACAUGCAAAGAAUGAGACACAUCAAGUCAUCAGAUACUUGGAGCACUGUGUUCAUAGUCUGAAUAAUGAAGAUCCUGGGGUUCAUAACUUGCUGCUUUCUUUGUAUGCUAAACAGGAGGAUGAUAGUGCUCUCCUACGAUUUUUGCAAUCCAAGUUCAGCAAAGUAAGAGAAAAUGGCCCAGAAUUCUUCUAUGAUCCUAAAUAUGCCUUGCGGCUUUGCCUGAAGGAAAAAAAGAUGCGUGCUUGUGUUCAUAUAUACAGUAUGAUGUGUAUGCACGAAGAAGCUGUUGCUCUUGCGUUACAGGUAGACCCAGAGCUUGCCAUGGCUGAAGCUGACAAGGUUGAAGAUGAUGAAGAAUUACGGAAGAAACUCUGGCUCAUGAUUGCAAAGCAUGUUGUUGAGCAGGAAAAGGGAACUAAGAGGGAGAACAUACGGAAAGCAAUAGCAUUUUUAAAGGAGACGGAUGGCCUUUUGAAAAUUGAGGAUAUUUUACCAUUCUUUCCAGACUUUGCUUUAAUUGAUGAUUUCAGGGAGGCGAUAUGUUCAUCGCUAGAGGAUUACAAUAAACAAAUUGAGUUGCUGAAAGAGGAGAUGAAUGAUGCAACACGUGGAGCAGAUAACAUUAGAAAUGAUAUCGGUGCUCUCGCUCAGAGAUAUGCAAUCAUUGAGCGCGAUGAGGAAUGUGGGGUUUGUCGACGAAGAAUCUUGAAUUCAGCUGCAGAUUUUGGUAUCUCAAGAGGUUAUGCGUCUCUCGGACCUAUGGCUCCUUUCUAUGUUUUUCCAUGUGGCCAUGCUUUUCAUGCUCAGUGCCUAAUUGCCCAUAUUACACGAUGUACUGAUCCAGAACAAGCUGAGCAUAUACUUGACCUACAGAAGCAACUGACUUUGAUGACUGGUGAAACGAGAAGAGAUUCAGAUGGUAGCCUAACUGUUCAGGAACCUAUUGCUAGCAUGAACCAAGUCGAUAAGAUCCGCUUCCAAUUGGAUGAUGUUAUUGCGAGUGAAUGCCCUUUUUGUGGUGAGUUGAUGAUUCGGGAGAUAGCACUGCCUUUCGUUCUUCCUGAAGAAGAGCAAGAGGUUGAUUCAUGGGAAAUAAAACCUCUGCACUCCAUCAACCAGAAGAGCAUCUCGUUAUCUGUAUAAUCAGUCUCUGGUGUUUGUACAAAUGAUAGGUAUAAAACUCUUGAAACCUUGGUAUUGAACUUGAAUUUUUGUUCUUUUUUUUCAUUUUAGAAAUGCUAUCGCACUGAAGGUUUUAUUGCACUCCUAUGAAAAAAUAUAUCAGAAUAUGUGCUUUGGUUAGGUGAACAAGAGAAAGUGGAAAUUUCAUUUUAUUUGAUCGAGUAGUAGCCUGAGAUUCCUUCACUCUCGAACCCCUAACUAUGAGUUCCCAUCUGUGAGCUUCACAUGAGUUGUACAUUUGAAUGUAAUUUUUAUAAUAGUAAUCUAUAUGUGCCAUAAUUUUGACUUUUAA